AAACAUAAUUUAUCAAAUGAAACAUUUUGGGCACCUGGCUAUUAGCUACUUACUUUUCUUAUGGCAUGACACCUGCCUAAUACGUUUAUUACAGGAAACAAACAGAAUCAGCUAGGUGUCACUUACCGAGACACAUUAUCAAACUCAACUACACUACAUGUCUUCAUGACACCUACCAUCUCCAAAACCGAUUACUAAAACAAACCCAUUUCUACUUUGGUUACUACAUUCUCAAGAAAUUAUUGUAGACGCAAAUGGCCGGAGAAAAUGACUGGAGGAAAACGGCGGAUACGACGAAGAUGAGCUCGGAGGGAGUGAAAGCUGCCGGGGUUGAAUCAUCGAAGAGGCCCCCAGGGAGUAAUCCUGGUGGUGUUCUCCACCAACGCCGUAACUUGCCAUACAGUUACACCACCAUGGCUCUAGCUGGAUUAGCUAUCUCAGGUGCUAUCAUGUACACUGUUAUGUACGUUAAGAAGAAACCGGAAGCUAGUGCCACUGAUGUAGCUAAAGCGGCGACAGGGACGGCUAAACCUGGCUCUGAUACCAUGAUAGAGUUUACGCUUGAGGAAGAAGAUGAAGUUGUAACUGAAUGUUUGUUAUUUCUGUUAAACGUAAAAGCAUACAAAUGAAUCACUUAUAUAGUGAUUUUACUCUCGGUUUACACAUACGUAACCGGUAUACUUAACCAAGCUGAACCGCUAUCUAUCUUAUACUAAUAGAUACCCAUCCAAGAAAGUAAAAGCCUCUAAGAAUCUUAUUUCGUUUACCUUUUGUAUUGUAUUCUAGCUAAUGUUCUUGUCCGAACUUUUAUAUUUUUGUGUAAUCUAAUGGCAUAACGAGUUCAACACAAAGUAGUAACCUAUUUAUUUUUAUCUAGUA
Molecule: messenger RNA, 879 nt
Organism: Brassica rapa (field mustard)
Lineage: Eukaryota; Viridiplantae; Streptophyta; Magnoliopsida; Brassicales; Brassicaceae
Source: RefSeq, a predicted model, not a curated record